AUGGUGCUGACAGAUUGGGCACCCCAUUUAGAUAUUUUGGGACAUCCUUCCACAGGUGGGUUUUUGAGUCACUGUGGAUGGAAUUCAUGCAUGGAGAGCAUAAGCAUGGGGGUGCCAAUGGCGACUUGGCCGAUGCAUUCAGAUCAACCAAGCAACGCUUUGCUGAUAACGAAGGUGCUGAAAGUGGGUGUGGUGGUGAAGGAUUGGGCUCGGAGACAUGAGAUUGUGAGCUCAUUAAUGGUGGAAAAUGCUGUUAAAAGUUUGAUAGUGUCGGCCGAAGGGGAAGAGAUGAGGAAGAGGGCGGCUGAAUUGGGUGGUGCUGUUCGGAAGUCGGUGGAGGAGGGCGGCCUUUCUCGCCUGGACAUGGAUUCUUUCAUUGCUCACAUCACUAGAUAG
Messenger RNA from Ilex paraguariensis (yerba mate), 396 nucleotides. NCBI's taxonomy places the organism in Eukaryota, Viridiplantae, Streptophyta, Magnoliopsida, Aquifoliales, Aquifoliaceae. The record is from the annotation of a GenBank genome assembly.